GCUAGUUUGAAGGCCGGUAAAGUCAAUACUGCUGCAGCGGGCGGAAGCUUGUUCGCUUGCAAGCAGAUCUCCUUCACUCAACCUUUCCCGGGUGGAAAAGAAGUGAAAGUCUUAGCCUCAUUUGGCCACGCAGUUAACAACUCAACUCAUUCUAAUGGUGCUGCUAUUUGGGUGGAAUCGGAGGAUGCAAACCAAUUCCGCGCUUGCGUCUAUGAAUACAGCGACGGAUCAAACAAAACAGCGGAAUUUAAUUGGGUCGCAAUGCAAUCUGCACCAUCAGGAGCGCAGUUAGGAAGAACCCUCUUGGACUCCUGGACUACUGGGACAGAAUGCAAAAGGAUCGACUUUCCCCAGGUUAGCUUUUGUUGUCGUUUUUGUUGUUGUUGUUUGUUUGUUUGUUUAAUACUGUUGUUAAAAUAGUGACGAGAUAAAACUGAAUAUAACAAAUAACAUUAUUCGCUGCAGCGACUCCGGACGUAAAAAUUUAAGGAUUAACCCUUUAAGCCCUAAGAGUGAUCAGCAUCAAUUUUCUCCUUGAAAUAUCAAUGCUUUGUAAAACAGUGUGGUCAUGAGAAUUAAGGACAUGAUCACACAAGAUGAAAAUAACUGAUACUUCAACAAAUUCUCCACACUAAUUCUAUUGAAAACGUAUAGGGAUAACACACGAGAAUUUGAAUUUUGAUGUUAGGGUUUAAAGGAUUAAAACGGUGAGAGAUUUUCUGCGGGUCGAGGUGGGCUGGCUUAAAAGCGAAGUGAAGUUUAAAACUACCGUAAAAUUCCGAAAAUAAGCCCCGGGGCUUAUAUUUUUCAAAGGCCCUUUGAGGGGCUUAUUUUUGGAGGGGCUUAUAUUCGGAGGGGCUUAUCUACCGAGGGAAAUUUGCGUUUCAAACUCGAUAGCGCUAGCCUUAUAGUUGGAAGUAAAUUUACCAUUUUUUCUUUGCUUUUCGUUGUAUUUGAGGGCAAUUUUCUAAGUACAAGCCCCUAGGGGAGCCUAUAUUUGGAGAGGCGAUUUAAUGGAGGGUUUUUUGCGUUACCGGUUUGGGGCGCUUAUAUUUGGAGGGGCUUAUACAUGGAGGGGCUUAUUUUCGGAAUUUUACGGUAACUGUACUGUAAGCCAGGAAAAUGGGCAGCUCCAGAUUUAUUUACCGAAGUGGAUUAAAUGGUUUCAUUUUAUUGCUUUUGACUUCGCGAUUUAUUAAUCUUGCUUGAGAUGUUCCGAUGUACAACAAUGUUGUUGUGCAUGCAUGACGCCACGUUUAUAUAUGGCAUUCGGCCACCCCGGCCUUACCCGUAUCGGGAAAAUUGGGACAGAUGUCAAUCCACGACAUAUAUUUUGUUUCUAGUUGUUUUAUGACAUAUUUUAAAAGAACUUUUAUGAAUAUGAAGUUGACACUUGACACUGAGACCUUGAAGGCUGUUGAUAUACUGUCUUUUAAUUAUACAAACUUGAGGAUUUUGGAAAUAGGAGGGUUAUUAAAUGUUGAUCGACAUUCCCGUUUUUUUUAUCAUAUUUUCAGUCUUAAAGAGAUAAAUGCAUAAAAAGUAAAACGUUCUUAAAUUUUUUUUAAAUCUGAGGAAUAUUGGCUUAUACUGAAUGCCCCUAUACUCAUCAAACUUGGCAAAUUUCGCUAAAUUAAAAUUAAACUUGCAAUCCCUCCAUAAACCAUUUUAAGGUAAACAUAAAUAAUAUUUUCAGGAAACAAAACUGUAAUCCUUCGUUUCUGGCAUUUUGUUUUGGAAUAGUGUCUACUUUUGACACUUUUCUAAGAUAGUCAACUGAAGACGGCCAAAAGUUCAUGGAAGUAUUAUUUUAAACUUUUUCCGGUCACGUGAACUAUUAGUGUACAUUUUCCUGUAUUAUCUAAACUUCCACUUAAAUUUAUCAAUACUUAUCCAUUAAAAUAUAUUCCAAUGACCUAUCCCUUUGAUUUAAUUUACAAGCAAUCACUCAUUCUAUUUAUAGUCAUUACUAAACACUGGUCAGUCAUUCAUUCCUAUUUAUACAUAUAAUCUACCUAUUGAUGGUUUUCACGGUGACGUCAUCAGAUUGCAAAGUCAAAAAAGCGAGGUUUUACGAAUUCUUAUUUACACCAGGUUGAAGAUUAAUAGGAAAUAAAUCUUUGUACAAGUUUCCAGCCCCGAAGCAUGUUUCAUUUCGAAAAUACAGCAGUUUGAACUUCCGAGUUUUCACAGUGCGUGACAACAAAAUAGGAAUGCUAUCUCCUUGAAAAAAGUCUCUCCGCUUGAUUUUCAGCAGUUUAACCAUUUCAAGUAUUAGAAGAUAUGUUUAUGCGCAAGUAUACUAGUUCUCGAGCGAAAAGGAGGAGCUUUUAUAGAAAAAGUGAACUCCAGAUGUUUUUGUUGAUUUCCGGCGGCCAUAUUGGUGGACAGUUUCUGUCCACCAACAUGGCGUCUCCAUACAAAGCUCUACAAAGGUGCGUGAAAUGUUUCGGCAACUAACUCAGAAACUGUGGGCCACAAAGACCUGAGAUUUGGACAAGUAGUUUAUAUAUUAGUCUUUUAUAACAUUUCAUUUUCUUGGCUUCUUCCACUGGACGGUUUCAAAUGUAUUCUUUUGUGCCGUGUUUAUUGCGUGACAGUGAAAACGAAGAAUUGUCAAUUACAUAUAGCAAUUGUAUCCUGUUGUCUUGCCAGGAGCGAAGUGUUCAUAUCCGCACAUACGCCCGUGCGUACAGCUGAAAUCUUUUUUUAGUACCUGAAAGCACUUUAUCAUAAAACCGGGAUGACAGAUAUAUAUAUUUUUUUCGCAUUAUAUUGGAGCCCUUUUUUAGUAUUUCCUUCGUCCUCAUUGUUCUAUCAACGGCUCACUGCAAGAAACGUUAUAGUGAGUGAAAGAAGAGAGAUUAAGCUCUCUUGCAAUUCUUGCACAUACACAAGCACAAGGACAUUAAUUGAUAUUGAUGGCGUUGUAACAGAGUUUGACCGUCUGAAGGGUAGACGUCUUGCCCUUUGCUUGUAACCUCUUUGACUGUUUUACUUUUUACCCCGUUAACAUUUUAUCUUACCGAUAACACUUGAGAGGGGUUAAAAAAACAACGGACUACUGCAUUUUUCCUCCGUGUUUAUUUGCUGAAAGUGUUCCGCGGAAAACGUAGGAAAUGGCGUUUCUGGGAUGCCCCCAGGUUCUUCUAGUUAGGAGCGCCUUCGGUACAUUAACUUACCUUCCCGCGUGCGCACACCUUUAAAUCUCACACCAUUCCAACUACCUUGUCAGCUCGUUACUAUUCCUGAUUUAUACGUUCGUUCUGAUUUCUUCCUAGCGUUUCCAGUCCCUUCCAACUAUACUUGUGACUCCUAGUCACCAGGUUCCAGAGCGACCUCAGGAUGCCAUGGCCGUGUGGGUGGAGGACUUGACCCAAAGCAGUUUUAAAAUUUGCCUCCGAGAAGUAAAGAUUUUCGACGGUUUUCAUCAGAACAUUAAAGUUGUGAGUAAAUUUGACGUGCUUGUCUAUCAUUAAAUUCCAAGUUCUUCACUUUAAAGCAAAUAAACCCCACUAAAAUGUCUCUUUUAAACAUUAAAAUGAGUCUUACAAUUAGCCUGUUCUUGGUGUUCAGAUGUUGGAGGGGAGCGAGUUAAAUCGUACGCCCUCGCUCUACAAUAUGAACGCCUGGGACACUCAGGCUAUAUUUCUAAAAAUGGAGAUGUGUAUAGCGAGAUGCAAGAGUUGGUCACCAACUAAUAAAGUAAAUUGUUUAUUUUUUAUUACUGGUAUAGACAGGAGAAGUCUAACCACCACCCACUUUUCUGUCCGGCUGAACUAGAGAGGCUUUUUAACCAGCUGUUUACUCGUAGGUCACUAUUCUUCUUCGUUUUUGAAACGAAAAAGCUUAAAUUACCAGGGGCUCACACAGCCUGGAGACACUUAUUUGGCAAAUUCACCAGUGAAAAUGAUAACCCGAAGUCCUUUUUCGUAUGUUCUUUUAAGCAGAACUGGAUGGCAUUUACCAAUUUGAGGGUUCAAAAUUUUACUUUGGCUGAUAGUUUGGCGUUUACCAACAACAGAUCGUUAUCUCGAUCGCAAUAA
Messenger RNA from Porites lobata, 4046 nucleotides. NCBI's taxonomy places the organism in Eukaryota, Metazoa, Cnidaria, Anthozoa, Scleractinia, Poritidae. The record is from the annotation of a GenBank genome assembly.